AACAAGCUGUGUGCGGCGGACAUUAAAAGAAGAAGAGGGAAACUAAGAAAAUUAUUUGUAGUCUGCGAUUUUAUUAUUAAGAAAUUCAAAAAAACUCCGGAAAUUGUCAGUCAUUGACGUUUGUUUUCACUUCAAUCACUUUUUUUAAAUAGGUUAUUUUACAUUUGUUAAUUCAUCGCAAGAUUAAAAUUUUUUUGAAGCUGCGAAAAGUUCGCUUGCAAUAUGGCUGAAUAUUUAGCGUCCAUUUUUGGCACCGAAAAAGAUAAAGUAAAUUGUUCAUUUUAUUUUAAAAUUGGUGCUUGCCGUCAUGGUGAUCGCUGCUCGCGUAUUCACAACAAGCCGACAUUUUCCCAAACCGUGUUGCUGCAGAAUUUGUAUGUUAACCCUCAGAAUUCGGCAAAAUCAGCUGAUGGCUCUCAUCUGGUGGCCAAUGUUUCCGAUGAAGAAAUGCAGGAACAUUACGAUAAUUUUUUCGAAGAUGUAUUCGUAGAAUGCGAGGAUAAAUAUGGAGAAAUUGAAGAAAUGAACGUAUGCGAUAAUUUGGGCGAUCAUUUAGUAGGUAAUGUGUAUAUCAAGUUUCGCCAUGAGGCCGACGCCGAAAAGGCGGCAAACGACUUGAACAACCGCUGGUUUGGAGGACGCCCGGUGUAUUCGGAACUGUCGCCAGUUACUGAUUUUCGUGAGGCCUGUUGUCGCCAAUACGAAAUGGGUGAAUGCACUCGUUCGGGCUUCUGCAAUUUUAUGCAUUUGAAACCGAUAUCUCGAGAAUUAAGAAGGUACUUAUAUUCUCGCAGACGGCGCUCUCGUUCUCGAUCCAGAUCGCCUAGGCGUCGAAGAUCUCGCUCCCGCGAACGUCGUCGUUCACGCAGUCGCGAUCGGCAGUCAGACAGUCGUAAGGGACGUUACUAAAAUUGCUACAAUUAAGAUCCCUUUCCAAAUGGCCCUUCGAAUUCGUUUUAAAAAAAUGAUUUUUUUAUAAUUAUAAUAAUGGCAACCGAUUUCUGUUCAAUUU
Molecule: messenger RNA, 1012 nt
Organism: Glossina fuscipes
Lineage: Eukaryota; Metazoa; Arthropoda; Insecta; Diptera; Glossinidae
Gene: U2af38
Product: splicing factor U2af 38 kDa subunit
Exons: 3
Coding region: 223-909 (228 amino acids)
Biological process (GO): mRNA splicing, via spliceosome
Cellular component (GO): spliceosomal complex; U2AF complex
Molecular function (GO): pre-mRNA 3'-splice site binding; metal ion binding
Source: RefSeq, a predicted model, not a curated record